AUGAUCAGACCAAUCAUAUCCAGAAAUACUCCCAUAAAUCAUUUGACAUUCAAAAGAUCAUUCUUCUUGAACUUCAAAUGGUUUACUUCACAAAGAUUGAUAUAUCCACCUAAGCCACAAGAAUUCACAACGGAUAAUAGAAUCAUUGAAAACUAUGUGACUAACGAUGAAGAAUUAUCUAACAUUAUCUUAAUAAAUCAACCAAUCGUACUUAACUUUACUUAUGCUACAGAAGAAUGUAACAAAGUUACUCAAUCAUUGUUUGAUAUAUUGAGUAAUAGAGAAAAGUAUCCUCUCAAAGACAAACAAAUUUAUUUGGUUAAUAUAUUAGCAGAUGAAGCAGGAGGACGCGAACUACUUUUGAAAUACGUUGUGGGUGAUAAAAUACCAGCUUUGUUAUUAUUGAAGAAGCAAAUACCUAUCGAUAGGUAUGUACCUGAAUUGAAAACUUUCAGCGAACAAGACUUGAUUGAAUGGAUAAAGACCAUUGAUUAG
Messenger RNA from Scheffersomyces amazonensis, 495 nucleotides. RefSeq lists its product as uncharacterized. Bases 1 to 495 code for a protein of 164 amino acids. The transcript has a single exon. The record is from RefSeq and is a predicted model, not a curated record. Lineage: Eukaryota; Fungi; Ascomycota; Pichiomycetes; Serinales; Debaryomycetaceae.